Molecule: messenger RNA, 1533 nt
Organism: Oldenlandia corymbosa var. corymbosa
Lineage: Eukaryota; Viridiplantae; Streptophyta; Magnoliopsida; Gentianales; Rubiaceae
Source: the annotation of a GenBank genome assembly
GGGGGAAGCAAUAUGAUAUGCUGGUCACCGAUAUAACAAUUUUUUUAAUUUUAUCUUCUAGUGAGUGUGAAUCCCAACAUAAUUUGUUGACAUUCUCAACGUCCCCAAACCGGGAAGGAAAAUUAGACAACCCCCAGCUGACAUUACAUUGUAUUCGUGUCUGAACCUAAAUUUUCUACUCGAAAAGAAAGCCAAAAUAAGAAAUUCGGUGAAAAAUGGUGAAGAUUGGGAAGAGAUUCGAAGGGAAAGUGGCGAUUGUAACAGCUUCAACUCAGGGGAUUGGUUUCGGCAUCGCUGAGAGACUCGGAUUGGAAGGUGCCUCUGUGGUUAUUUCAUCUCGCAAACAGGUGAAUGUUGAUGAGGCUGUGGAAAAACUAAAAGCGAAAGGGAUUGAGGUUUAUGGAAUAGUAUGUCAUGUGUCAAAUGCCCAGCAGAGGAAGAAUCUAAUAGAGAAGACUGUUCAGAAAUAUGGAAAGAUAGACGUCAUUGUGUCAAACGCUGCAGCCAACCCCUCAGCUGAUACCAUUUUGGAGACGAAGGAAACUGUUCUCGACAAACUUUGGGAAAUAAAUGUUAAAUCUUCUAUCCUUAUUUUACAAGAAGCAUCGCCUCACUUACAGGCAGGUUCUUCUGUGGUUCUGAUUUCCUCUAUCGCUGGCUAUCAACCCCAGGCUUCCAUGGCUAUGUAUGGGGUGACCAAGACAGCCCUUCUUGGGCUAACCAAGGUUCUUACAUUUUUAUUUUCUGGACUUCCCUUUAUAGAGGUGCAUUUAAUUCAUUGAUAUCCACAAUGACAUGGAAUUCGAUAUGAUGCAUCUUUAGGCCCUUGCUGCUGAAAUGGCACCAAAAACUCGAGUAAACUGUGUGGCACCAGGCUUUGUGCCGACACACUUUGCUUCCUUUAUCACUUCCAACGCUGAUAUUAGAAGUGACAUUGAAGGUAAGACAUUGCUCAGAAGGCUUGGAACUGUGGAAGACAUGGCUGCAGCCACAGCAUUUUUGGCUUCCGAUGAUGCUUCGUUCAUCACUGGCGAAACUGUGGUAGUUGCCGGAGGAAUUCCUUCCCGACUUUAGUGUAGACAGUCCCCUUUAACAUUGCAUGAUCCCACAUUUUCAUAUCUAUGUUUUGCAUUCUACACCACACCAAACAGUCAAUGACUCAUAGGUCACAAAAUUUCCAAUAAAAUGUGCACUUUGUGUUUUUUUCCCUUUGGUUUUCUGAAGGUAAGAACCAUACUUCAGUGGUAUAAAAGUCUUACCCUAAUACUUGCAAUGAAUGAAAUGAGGACGAUUUUCGUUCAUGAGUUAUACAACUAGGAUAACCUUGCUGCCGCUUAGAGGAUUGUUAAAAGUAAGAAAAAUGUGUCAAAUGUUUUGUGAGCGUGUUUUGCUCCAACUGGGACAGCAAGAUGAUGAUGUCGGCUAUUUUGAACUCUUGCUAACAGAAAAAUCUUAUUGUCCUAAUCUGGCGAUUAGUCUCUUUAAUUAAUAGUUUUAACAAUAAAUAAGUAUAGUAUAUACGUAGAUGAAUGC